This is a messenger RNA of Suillus subalutaceus, 1983 nucleotides long. Its product is annotated as cytochrome P450. Gene Ontology annotation, molecular function: iron ion binding; monooxygenase activity; heme binding. The coding region runs from base 151 to 1650 and encodes 499 amino acids. The record is from RefSeq and is a predicted model, not a curated record. The transcript has 11 exons. NCBI's taxonomy places the organism in Eukaryota, Fungi, Basidiomycota, Agaricomycetes, Boletales, Suillaceae.
CGCCAUUCCUCAUCUUACUUAUAAGCAAUGUCUAAGUCCCGAACAGGGUUUUCCGCAGUCCGUCUAUCGAGUCGUCGACGGCUUGCCUCAUUAGACGGGCUCUAAUAAGAGCUGUUGCACAACUUUGUUCUUGACCUCUGCUAGUAAACUAUGUUGACGCUUACCUAUGUCGCUUGGCUGAACCCAACAUGUCUUGUUGGUAUCGGAGUAUAUCUGCUAAUGCGGGUCUUCAAAAAGAAGAACCCUGCACCAUAUCCACCCGGUCCUCCGGGGUUGCCUCUCGUUGGGAAUGUGCUAGACAUUCCCCAAGCCAAGCCCUGGCUCACCUUCGCAAAGUGGGGCAAGAUGUAUGGUGAAAUAUCGCACGUCGAGGUUCUGGGUCAGCACACCAUCGUGUUGAAUUCUGUCAAGACUGCGAUGGACAUGCUGGAUAACAAGAGCACGGUGUACUCUGACCGUCCUGUUUUUCCCAUGGCUGGCGAACUGGUUGGCUUCAAGGACAGUUUACCUCUUCUCUCUUACGGCGGCCGUUUUCGUCAGUACCGCAAGAACUUCCAUCGCGUCAUUGGCAGCCGUGCGGCAUUGGACAUCUAUAGGCCGAUUAUGGAGAUUGAGACUCACCGAUUCCUCAAGCGUGUGCUUACAACACCCGACCAAUUACAGGAACGCAUUCGACACACCGCUGGCGCUGUCAUUCUGCGCAUCUCUUAUGGUUAUGAAGUGAAAGAGAGCAGCGAUCCCUUUAUCAAUAUUGCAGAACGCGCGCACAACCGAUUUUCACAGUCCAUUGCUCCUGGUGCCUUCAUGGUUAAUUAUCUUCCAUUCUUGGCCAAGGUCCCUGAGUGGCUUCCUGGUGCUGGCUUCAAGCGUCUAGCCCGUGAAUGGCACGAGAUUGUCCAAGAGAUGGCUGCUGGCGAUGCCCCAAUGUCAUGCAUCUCCGCUAUGUUGGAAGGCCAAACUCCGACUGCGGAAGAACAUGACAUUGCGAGAUGGUCUGCUGUAUCUCUAUAUGGCGGUGGUUCCGACACAACUGUGUCCGCAAUAUAUUCGCUCUUUCUAGCCAUGACACUUUUUCCUGAUGUGCAGAAGAAAGCUCAGGCUGAAAUAGAUGCCGUUGUUGGUCCUGAUCGUCUUCCCUCCUUGGCCGACCGUGCCUCCCUCCCCUAUAUCGAGGCGCUUGCCAAAGAAGUACUGCGCUGGAAUGUUGUCACUCCUAUCGGUCUUCCCCACCGUGUAACUGAGGACGACGUCCAUGACGGGUACUACAUUCCAAAAGGUUCUAUCAUAAUACCCAACCUUUGGUUCAUGCUCCAUAACCCGGAGACCUAUUCUGAUCCCUCACAAUUCAACCCUGAACGCUUUUUGGCCAAUGACGGAAAGAAGCCUGAGACAGAGCCUCGGACAAUCUGCUUUGGUUUUGGAAGACGUAUCUGUACAGGUCUCCUCCUCGCUGAAUCCUCCAUCUGGAUAUCCGCGGCGAUGUCAUUGGCGGUGUUUGAUAUCUCCAAGGUCGUCGAGAACGGUAUUGAGAUCACCCCCGAGGUUGACCCGUCAUCACUCACCAUCAGCCACCCCAAGCCUUUCAAGUGCUCUAUUCGGGCUCGCUCGGCAAAAGCAAUUGCACUCGUUCAGCAGGAUGCUAACUACUAAAGGCACAAGGAUAACAUUUCACUCCGUCAUGUUUCUUUCUCAGAAAUAGAGGAUUCUGGUGAUCGUACAUCAUGUAUUAUUAUGACCUCAUCUUUUGAAUCAAUGCCAUAUACUUAUAUCGGGGGAUGUCAAAAGACGUUCUCCGAGCCUCGAUCAAGGUUAAGUACGUCAACCUCUUCAAUAUUCAGUCAACCCAGUUGGUAUGAUACCCUUGUCAACCCUCUUCAGCUCCACUAUAACACUAGGAUACUGUGAUGAAACUUCGAGUUAAUAUAACCUGCCAGUGACACCGCUGUCCAAAAUGUCCUAGUCGCCCAGCUUCCCGCUACUUGC